This is a messenger RNA of Dromaius novaehollandiae (emu), 3931 nucleotides long. RefSeq names its product transmembrane inner ear (gene TMIE). The record is from RefSeq and is a predicted model, not a curated record. The coding region runs from base 274 to 948 and encodes 224 amino acids. Gene Ontology annotation, biological process: inner ear morphogenesis; sensory perception of sound. NCBI's taxonomy places the organism in Eukaryota, Metazoa, Chordata, Aves, Casuariiformes, Dromaiidae. The transcript has 4 exons.
CACGACUUUGCUCCCUGCGCUCCCCCUCUGCAAAGCCCAACCCAAGGAGCAGCAGAGCACUCUGUAAGCGACACCAGUCUAAUUAAUUAAUGACUCCCCAGCGUCAGCUCUGCAACUGCCGGGCUAGAAAGGAAGGCAGUAAAGAAGGGAUGGGACAGCAGGCGACUGCUUCUGCUAAAUGCUGAACGGUGCCGACAGCGAGCUCCGUUAUUCAUUACCUCUCCGGCUUGGGCUACAGAGCGGAGCAAGCCGGUGAUACGCCCGCGAAGGAAGAUGGCGUGGGAUCCACCCUUGCAGCAUCCUCUCUCCUGGAUGAGGUGUUCCUCCCUCUUCUUGUCUUGCUCCAGAGCUGCCAUGGGACAGUUAAUUGAGGCCACCACAGAACCCCCAAAAAAGAAGCCGGACCCCGUGACUUCAGAGACAGUGGUGAUCUGGGGGCUGCGUCUCUGGCAGGUGAUUGGAAUCUUUGCCAUCUUUGUCCUGGCAGUCAUUAUCACCCUGUGCUGUAUCUUCAAGUGCCGGAUUCCCCGCACAAAGAAAGAGAUAGAGGCGCGAUACGCUCAACGGCAAGCAGCCAAGACGUACGCAGACAAACUGGAGACCGUGCCACCACUCAACGAGCUGACAGAGAUCCCUGGAGCUCAGGUGGCAGAAGAAAAAAAAGAGGAAGUCCCCACUGUAUCUGGAAAAGUGGACAAGGCACAGGGCAAGAAAGAUGGCUCCAAAGACUCCAAGAAGAAGGAAAGCGAAAAGGACCAGAAAGAAGGAUCCAAGAAAGAAGGGAAGGAUGGGGCCAAGAAGAAAGAAGGAGAAAAGGGCACUGGUGACAAGAAACAAGGUGGUGGAAAGAAAGGUGAAAAAGAAGCUGAAGCAGCAAAGUCAGGAGGAAGCACCAAAACUAAUGGCAAAGCUGGUGGGAAUGCCAAAACCCCCGCAAAGAAGAAGUGACCCUGCUAAAAGGCAGUGCUGACAGUCUUCACCUGACUUGGGGUGGAGGAGGGCACUGUCCAGUUGCUGUGGGUGAAGCACAGGGAGUAGAUAGGACAUGCUCCCUCCAUAUAUUCAGGCUGUUGAGUGCCACUGGAUGUACAGAUUUAUUAUCUUUUAAAGACCAUAUCACUGUUUUGUUUUUCCUUCCCCUCCAGCAAAGGAAAACCUGGCUAUGCAGUAGCUUGUAAAUAAAAUUUACUGUCUGUUAUAACAAGAACUGAAACCACACUGAAGCCUGGAGUGAGAACCAGGACUUUUGAUAAGUAUCGUAUUGCACAGAGACGAAGACCUAAACUAAUGAGGGGACAUGGUUCAUUUAAAAUAUGUUCUUCUUAAGGACCUCAUGGCUUUUGAUAAACAUUAAUUAGCACUCAUCUCCUAAAUAGGGCUUGCACAUGGAUAAUUUGAAUUACAUGAAGUAAUUUCUGGAUGCUAAAGCCCAAUGAAUGGAGAAAUCAAAGCAUUUCUAAGUCGUAGGUCAUGUGGUUUCCGAGAGAUGGCUUGGACACAUAGGAGAAAGCUUUCCUUUUUUCUCUUCUGCCUCUUUCAGUGAACUGCUAAAGGAAAAUGCUUCCCUAGAUAAAAAAGUGUGUAUUUCCCAGAAGACUUAUCCACCUUUUCUCUUUUCUAAUGAAAGACAUACAAACCAGGCUGUAGUAGGAGGCACAGAGAAUAAAAAAGUGGAUCGCAUCUGUGCUGCUGCAGGCAGUAGCUGUCCUCACUUCAUCAUCACUUCAGUGAGGUCCACAGAAGACGAGAGCCCAUGGGGAGAUGUGAAGGGGAUGUGAAGGUGCUCAACAUAUUCCAGCAGAAACUCAGCAUCUCAGCAGAGCCAGACUGAGUGCUUGCAUGCCUUCUCACUCGCUCUUUCUGAGCAGUCUUGAAACCAGAGCUUUUGACACACUUCAGUGCAGCUCCUGCUUCUCUCACCUCCUGGAGAAUUCUUGAGAGUAGUUUUAACAUCAGUGGCUUUUCUGCUAAUGUGUUUUGUAAAUACCUCAGCAGUUUAUGCCUGGAGAUCAACGGAUACUCGGUAUUUAGGCUGGCAAUUGCAAAACAUGCAAGCUAAGUGGAAAUAAUUGGCAAGCUAUCAUGAUGACUAAAGCUCUGUCAUCACCAUCAGACUCACUGGCUCUGAGCACAUGCGAGGGUGCAGGUUCAUCUACACCAUGAAGCCAAGAGGUAGUUAUCUCAAGUACAGGCUAUGAGGCUUACCCUAUGAAUCAGAUUUAUGUUAACCCAACUGUUUUCUGUCCCUGUGGUUACAACACAUGCAGUGAGCUGAUCUAUCACUGCAAAGACAGGUCCCAUUCAACCCACCUUUCCUUUUCCCUCUCCUCUCCUACCUAUCCCAUCCUGGCAGAAAAUGAACACUGCAAAAACAAAAAGAGUUUGCUGCUGUGUUAAUGAAGUCAGUCAGUUCAUGGAGGGUCCAAAAGGCAUCAGAGCUGGUGAAGGGACUUGGGGAGCAAGGAUGGGGCCAAGAGAGUGAAUGGUGACAGUUCACUGCCUCCAAGGAUGAUUUGUCAUGCCAGAGGAGUUUGGAGAAUUCAGGGAUGCUGCUAGAUGAGAAAUUCUGCCCCUAUGUGCAGACAAGUGAUUUGAGCCUUAAAUCUCCAUCAAUGGUAAUUGGAUACCCAAGAUGCAUGUGAGUAUAUACACUAUAAACACCUAGUUUUAAAUGCCUGAAUCACAGUCCCACAUCUAAUUUUUCAAUGGAUAAAAGUGGAUUAGCUGAGGGGAUUACAACUUCCAGGCAGGAGUGUAAGACCUGUUUUCAGGUGCAGAGGCUCAUAGCUGCUGCAAUUGCUCCUUAUGUUCCUCGGACUGGGAGAAGCCAGAGCAACAGAAGCAGCAUGCUCCCAUCUCAUCUUCUCUGCAUCAUACAGACCCUUGAAAGCAAAGAGCUUUUAACUUCACAAGAACAAGAGAGACUAAGUAACUUAACUGGAGUCACACCAUAAAGCAGUAUCAGAACCAGGACUUCAGCCCAAAUCUCUCAAACUCCAGACCUUAAGAGCAUCCCUCUCCCUCCUGCCUCUGAGCAACACUCCCUGACUUUGUCUCCAUCAGCCUGUACGGCAUCUGACACCUGCACUCAGGUCCUUGCUGUCCCACCACCCUGGUCUGUACACUUCAGGUUCUUGAUCUCAAAUGUUGCUUUCACUUCAUUUGAUAAAAAGGGAACUCUGGCACGGAGGAGCACCCACAAAAGAGUGAUGUAAAAGCCUUAGAGGAAACCUGAUGAGGUGUCAGUGCACAUGAACACACCUUCAAUUUUGGGAGCUGCAGAGACUCCUAGUGCCAGAGUUGACCAAAGCACAUUAAUUCCGAUAUAAAAAGGUGUUCUGGGUCAGUCAUCAUGUUACAGUCAUGUGCUUUCUUCUGUUCGCUCCCUGUUUAAUUUAUUUCUUUUGCAGGGCAUCAAAAAGAAGAGAAAUGAAAAAAAAUAUAUUGUAUUCAGACCAGGCCAUACUCUUUGCCUAUGUGCACAGAUGCUGCUCUCCUGGAAGUGCACAAGCUCGCUGUCCGGCACACCAUGUAUUUUGAAGGUUUGAUUGGGUGCUUAUGUCUUGUAAAGUCCACUUCAUGGGUGAAACUUCUGUAGGGGAGGAUCCAGCUGUGAUGUGGCCAGGAAGGACUGCUUCCAGGUCCUGUGGCUGGAAAGAUAUUGCGUGGUGUGGUGCUGUUAUCCUCCUGUUAAUGGUACUUAUGAUCAGCAGAAUAUGGAUGCUGACUCUUAUUCUCUCAAACUGUACCUAUUUGGUAAGAUGGAAGAGGACCAGAUAUGCACAUGGUCUGAAAGCUCCAGUGAUGAGAAUCUGUCCCUUCACUUCUUCAGUAAGCUCAUUAUCACAGAGUAAGAUAGCUUUUUCCUUAACCCUCUUCCCCAAAGACUCUCUGCCAAAAUAAAAUAAAAUAAAAUAAAAUAAAUGCUGCA